UUAGGCUCCGCCCACCACAAUCUGUUUCAUUGGAAAAAUGGCAGCGCAGGCUAGUGGCGGGGUUCCGUUGAGCACGCUUUCACCCAAGUAUCUCCACACCAACUCUACCAGCCACACCUGGCCCUUCAGCGCCAUCGCUGAGCUCAUCGACAAUGCCUAUGAUCCAGAUGUCAGCGCCAAACAGUUCUGGAUCGAUAAAACUAUGAUUAAAGAAAAACUGUGCCUCACCUUUAUGGAUAAUGGAAAUGGACUGGACCAUGAAACUAUGCAUAAAAUGCUCAGUUUUGGAUACAGUGACAAGACUGCAAUAAAAGGACACGUGCCCAUUGGGAUGUAUGGAAACGGCUUUAAGUCUGGAUCGAUGCGUCUGGGAAAAGACGCCAUUGUCUUUUCCAGGUCAAAGAGUGGAAUGUGUAUUGGGAUGCUUUCCCAGACCUACCUGGAAAAGAUUGGUGCCAAUCAAAUUCAAGUACCUAUUGUUUGCAUCACAGAGAGGAACUUGAGCAGCUUUUCGGUUAGAGAGGAGCACAGAGCCAGUCUUCAGGAUAUUCUGCGCUAUUCUCUUUUCCAAAAACAGGGGGAACUGCUCGCUGAACUGGACGCCAUCACCUCUUCCUUCUCACAAACAGGAACACGAAUCAUCAUUUGGAAUCUGCGCAGAACGGCUACAGAUGCUACAGAGUUUGACUUUGAGACGGAUCGCUAUGACAUCCGAAUUCCCUCUGAGGUCUAUGAGGCAAUCGGUGACCCUUCAAAAGUUUCAGACAGGAUGACAUCCCAUAUUCCUGAGACUGUUUACUCUCUACGGGCAUAUUGCAGCAUUCUGUACUUAAAACCUCGGAUGCAGGUGGUGUUACGAAGUAAGACGGUGAAAACGGUGCUAAUUGCUAAAAGCCUGGCCUGCAUGAGAAAGGACUUUUACAAGCCCGUCUUCCUGAACAAACGUGUUCCCAUACAUUUUGGUUUCAACACCAAAUCAAAAGAUCAGUACGGUGUCAUGAUGUAUCACAAAAAUAGGCUGAUCAAAGCUUAUGAGCGUGUGGGCUGCCAGCUCAAGGCCAACAACAUGGGUGUUGGCGUCAUUGGGAUCAUAGAGUGCAACUUCCUGGAUCCAACACACAACAAGCAGAGCUUCAUUGAGUCUGACAAGUACAGAAAAACCAUGAACAAUUUAGGAAUAAAACUUGAAGAAUACUGGAAGGAGACGCAGUACAGGAUGAAACAGGAAGACCCAACCAACUCCAUACCGGUGGAGGACACCAUGAAGCGACCGGACCAGAACUGGGUGCAGUGUGAUGGCUGCCUGAAGUGGCGCAGACUCCCAGAUGGGAUUGAUUGCAGCAAGCUGCCGACUGAAUGGUUCUGCCGGAUGAACCCGGACCCUCAGUUCAGGAGCUGCAACGCAGAGGAGGAGCCAGAAGACUCAGAUGAUGAACAACCAUCAUAUCGCAAAACCUACAAGCUACAGGAGAGGGAGGACAAGAUGAAAAAAGAGAAAAUACAGCAGCAGAAGGAACGUUUUGCUGCAAUAGCUGCACAAAACAACGCUCUCAAAAAGCAACAUGACAAGCUGAGACGACAGCUGCAUCAAAUGUCUCCUUCCAGCCCCUCAAACGUGGGCAGCAGCUCCCUCCUGGAAGGUGCUGUGAGGGCUGUGACCCCUCCCCUCAGAACUGCUACUAUUUCACAAGCGGCGGUGAGUCCUUCCAUGAACGACGGACUUCCAGUGAUUUCUGGCGUGUGCUCGCUGUCUGCCCACCUCCCUGCUCUAAAAAGAGCACAGCCUUCUCCUCUGAGUACACCAAAAAGGCCCAGAGUGAAUCUCCCACACAGGAUCUCUGGAACAUUGGCAGAAAGGGACACACACUCCCCCUCUGUGCCCCCUCAUAUGGAGGAUUCAGACGACGACACCGAUGACGACAUUUCCAUUUUAGAGUCUUGUAGCACGCCAAAGCCAGCAAAGCCUGUUUAUGAUGUAAGCAGAGUGAAAAAGGAGCAGACAGAAGAGGGCGUAAAUGGUGUCAGCAUGCUGUUGGAUUGUACUGACGACGCUGCCGUGGACCCCCCCUCUGACAAAACCACUGCAGAAACGGGACGUCCCACAGUCAGUGCCACCACCCAGACAGAGGUGUUCAACGUGAAGCUGGAGAAGGAGAGCCAAAGUCUAAAAGAAGAGAAUCGAGCUGUAGAGCUGGGGGCAUUUAGCAUAAAUGCCACACAGAGCUUGAAUGCCCAAAGUCUGAAGACGACUGAGAUCAAGCAAGAGAAGAACAGUCAAGGUGAGGAGAACAUGCAGAACGGAGAGACGCAUGUUGAGAAGAGUACUACUGAGAAGCAGCAGGAUGAUCUGUUGGAGCUUCUCCAAGACGCCAUCCAGGAGAGAGACGGCUUCAAAGAGGAGCUGCAGAAAGUCACCUGCCAGCUGCAGGAAAUGCAAAAAAAACUGUCUGAGGCGAGCCAGAAGACGAGCUCCAAGCAGUCAUUCCAGGCGGAGAAAAGUCAGGAAAGGGACUACAAGUCUCUGUUUGAGAGGGUCAAGCAGAAAAUGCAGGAUUUGAUGAAAGAUAAACAGGCUUUAAUAGCAGCUGCUGGAAGAGAAACUAAGCUUAGUGCUGAAGAAAAAGACAUUGAUGAGAUUUCACUUCAAGUUGGAUGUUUGGUGCAGGAGCUGGAUAAAAGAAACCAGGAGCUGGACGAGCUCCGUUUACAGCUCGACACCCUAGAAGAGGACAGAUUAAGCCUGGCAGCUGAGUGUGAAGAGCUGAGAUGCAAAAUACAGCAACAAGCUGACGGCACAAGAAACCUUCAUUUUCCUGCUUCACAUGCAGAGAAACCAGGAGGAUCAGCAGAACCUGAUGAGGCCAGGAGGAGUUUGAUUGAACUGCGUCAAAACGUCGGGCGGCUUCUUGUCUCCUCCAUGCCGGCUCUUGAAUUGGAUCAAGUGAAUUAUGAAUGUAACGUCAUCGAUGAAAUCCUGGAGCAAUACCUGUCCAGCUUAGAUUCCAACUGAUGUUCCCCCCCCACCCAAAAUAAAGACAUAUUUUACAGAUGAAAAAGGUGGAACGCUCAUCAUGAAGGUCCUGCAUAAACCUGGACUGAUGAAAAUGUCCCUUUCAAUCACAAAAACGAUCUUUUGUGUCCGGGAAGAACUUUCUUAAAAACGCUUGUGCAGAUAAAACAACAGCUUUGUGGAAAUUAAGUUGUUAAUUUAAAAAUGUGCGUUCUGAGCUGUUAAUUCCUUUGUUUGAAAUCACAGUAAAUUAUGUUUUAUGGCUGAAAAGCUUAAUUUGCUUUUAUUCAUCUCAGCAUCUGAGUGCAGCUAUUCUAUUCUAGUGUUUAAGACAUUGAGUUUUUCUGUCUUCGGUUGAAAUUGUUCGUUGGUAACAGAAAUAGUCAGUUUUGAUCUAAAUAAUCCAACUUUUUGAACAGUUUCAGUAGCAUUAAGCUCUGGUUCUCCAGGUUCACCUGAUUAGUGGAAGACACAAAGGAUGUGAAAGCAUUGCACUUUGUCACAAAGAUGUGAGACAGGACUUUUUUCUAAACAUGUUUUCACUGUUCCUCUUCUUUUUUAUGUUCCUUUUGUUUUAUUAAUUAUAUUUUGUAUACAAUUUUCAAUGUCAUAUUAAAUUAAGUUGCUCUAAACCAA
Oryzias latipes (Japanese medaka) is the source of this 3646-nucleotide messenger RNA. RefSeq names its product MORC family CW-type zinc finger protein 3. NCBI's taxonomy places the organism in Eukaryota, Metazoa, Chordata, Actinopteri, Beloniformes, Adrianichthyidae. Gene Ontology annotation, cellular component: nucleoplasm; nucleus. The record is from RefSeq and is a predicted model, not a curated record. Gene Ontology annotation, molecular function: zinc ion binding; ATP hydrolysis activity.